This is a messenger RNA of Trichomonas vaginalis G3, 327 nucleotides long. RefSeq lists its product as uncharacterized. The record is from RefSeq and is a predicted model, not a curated record. Lineage: Eukaryota; Parabasalia; Trichomonadida; Trichomonadidae. The transcript has a single exon. Bases 1 to 327 code for a protein of 108 amino acids.
AUGUCCGACAGGAAAAGUUCUUCCUUCCGACAGGACACAAACGGAUGUCCGACAGGAAAAGUUCUUCCUUCCGACAGGACACAAACGGAUGUCCGACGGUUAAGCCACAAACGAAUGUCCGACGUCCCACCAACUGAGUCCAUUCCCAAACCAGAGGAACCUAAAGCACCAGCCCCUGCACCUCAGUUCCAGCAAUUCCAAUCUCAAUACAAAUCGAAGAGAGACCAAGACUUCGAAGAAGGUCUGAACCGCUUACGCAAAGAGUAUGCCACAGCUCCAAUUGAGAGAAAGUUGUUGCUGAAUUCAGCAAAAAUAAUGUUUAGGUGA